CACAUACUCACUCCCUGUUGCUGUCUCUCUCUCUCUCUCUCUCUGUUGUGUGUGUGAAAAUUACAUAGUCUCACACAUAUAUAGAUAGACAUGGGCCGAUCCCCUUGCUGUGAGAAGGAGCACACCAACAAAGGGGCUUGGACCAAGGAAGAAGAUGAGCGUCUCAUCAAGCACAUCAAACAGCACGGUGAAGGCUGCUGGAGAUCACUUCCUAAAGCUGCUGGUUUGUUGAGAUGCGGCAAAAGCUGCAGGCUUCGAUGGAUAAACUACCUGAGGCCUGAUCUCAAGAGAGGAAAUUUCACCGAGGAAGAAGACGAACUCAUCAUCAACCUUCACAGUUUGCUCGGCAAUAAAUGGUCUCUUAUUGCUGCUCGGUUGCCGGGGAGAACGGAUAACGAGAUCAAGAACUAUUGGAACACUCACGUGAAGCGAAAACUCAUCAGCCGCGGCAUCGACCCGCAGACCCACAGAUGCCUCAAUCCGAGCAACAAAAACCCUAGAAAUGUGUCCAUGCAGACAGACAUGGACGAUGCCAUGCCGGCGAUGAGAAACGACGUCGGUUUUAAGGUAGAGGAAUACUCCAACUGCAGCAGCGUGGAAUUUUUGCACCCACAGAUCAAUUUGGAUCUAUCAAUCAGACCUCCUCAUCUCUACUGACGAACCCUAAUCAAUGAAUGUAACUGCGCAUGUGCAGAUAUUUUUAUGGGCCCUUUGAUUAUAAGUAAUUAAUUAACUUGGUACUUCAUUUUUUUGAGGUGUUUCAAUGAUGUUAUUUUUCUUCAA
Molecule: messenger RNA, 783 nt
Organism: Salvia hispanica
Lineage: Eukaryota; Viridiplantae; Streptophyta; Magnoliopsida; Lamiales; Lamiaceae
Product: myb-related protein 308-like
Source: RefSeq, a predicted model, not a curated record